AUGCAGCAAGAACUCCGUCACGACUCGGACGCGCUGGCCUGUAAUGACGACUUGGACGUCACCGCGCCGAGUCGCCAGCUGGAGACAGAUCGUUCCGGGGCGUGUCCGGGCCCAAGCUAA
Molecule: messenger RNA, 120 nt
Organism: Phytophthora nicotianae INRA-310
Lineage: Eukaryota; Oomycota; Peronosporomycetes; Peronosporales; Peronosporaceae
Exons: 1
Coding region: 1-120 (39 amino acids)
Source: RefSeq, a predicted model, not a curated record